Postia placenta MAD-698-R-SB12 is the source of this 1356-nucleotide messenger RNA. RefSeq lists its product as hypothetical. The transcript is spliced from 14 exons. Gene Ontology annotation, molecular function: oxidoreductase activity, acting on the CH-CH group of donors; flavin adenine dinucleotide binding. The record is from RefSeq and is a predicted model, not a curated record. NCBI's taxonomy places the organism in Eukaryota, Fungi, Basidiomycota, Agaricomycetes, Polyporales, Adustoporiaceae. The coding region runs from base 1 to 1356 and encodes 451 amino acids.
AUGGCGUCCCAUCCAGUAGCGCAAGUCACCUCGCCCGCCGCAUGGGCCAUGGUCGAGGACAAGUUCUCACCCUACGCCAAAGACACCCUCGCGAAGCUCAUCGCCUUUGUCCACGACGAGGUCCUCCCCGCUCAGAACCUCGCACGCGCGCAGCUGCCUUCCGACCCAGAAGCCCGCUGGAAGACCGUACUUCCCGUUGUAGCUGAACUCAAGGCCAAGGCGCGCAAACUCGGCCUAUGGAACCUCUUCCUCAGCAAGGCCCACUACCCUGAAUUUGGCGUGCCCCUGACCAACCUUGAGUAUGCGCUUAUGGCGGAGGUGCUCGGCCGUGGGGGCCAGAUGGCGUCCGAGUCUGUGAAUUGCUCAGCGCCUGAUACCGGGAACAUGGAGGUGCUCGCCCGCUAUGGCUCACCGGAACAGCAGAAGAAGUGGCUGCUCCCUCUUCUCAAUGGAGAGACUCGCUCGGCGUUCUCCAUGACAGAGCGUUUCGUUGCCUCGUCGGACGCAACCAACAUCCGAACAACUAUCCGCCAGGAAGGCAAUGAGAUCGUCGUUAACGGUCACAAAUGGUACAUCAGUGGCGCCGGAGACCCGCGCUGCGCCCUACACCUGGUGCUCGGCAAGAGCGAUCCAGACAACUCAGACCGCUAUCGGCAGCAGAGCAUCGUGAUCGUCCCCCCGAACGCGCCUGGCGUCAAGGUGAUUCGCCCCAUGCACGUCUUGGGCUACGACGAUGCACCAGAGGGGCACUGCGAGAUCAUCUACGACAACGUGCGCGUGCCGCUCGGCAACCUCGUCCUCGGAUGGGGCAAGGGCUUUGAGAUAAUUCAAGGCCGCUUGGGACCCGGUCGAAUCCACCACUGUAUGCGGUCCAUUGGUGUCGCCCAGUACGCCCUCGAUCUGAUGCUGCAGCGGGUGACCGACCCCGCAAAGAAGACGUUCGGCAAGUACCUGUAUGAGCAUGGCACCGUCGUGUCGGAGAUCGCGCACUCACGCGCAGAGAUUGAGUCUGCGCGACUGCUCGUUCUGAGUGCAGCCCUCCAAAUUGACAAGGUCAAGGCCAAAGGUGCCCUCAAAGAGAUCGGCAUUGCUAAGUUUGUGGUCCCCUCGAUGGCCCUGCGAGUCGUCGACCGGGCGAUGCAGGCAUACGGCGCGGAGGGUCUCAGCCAGGACACGCCCCUCGCGCAUCUGUUUGCCACCCUGCGAACCCUCCGGAUAGCCGAUGGGCCUGAUGCUGUCCACAUACAGCAGAUCGGCCAGCGCGAGCUGAAGCGUGCGCCUGCUCUGGCCAAGCGCACGGCGGAGAUCAAGCGGAGGGAGAAGGCGCUUUUCGAGAAACAUGGAUUCAAGCUCUGA